Molecule: messenger RNA, 1305 nt
Organism: Schizosaccharomyces osmophilus
Lineage: Eukaryota; Fungi; Ascomycota; Schizosaccharomycetes; Schizosaccharomycetales; Schizosaccharomycetaceae
Gene: dph1
Product: diphthamide biosynthesis protein Dph1
Exons: 2
Coding region: 1-1305 (434 amino acids)
Biological process (GO): protein histidyl modification to diphthamide
Molecular function (GO): 2-(3-amino-3-carboxypropyl)histidine synthase activity
Source: RefSeq, a predicted model, not a curated record
AUGGCUGAAGUGAAAAAAGUCCCAAGAAAGAGGUUUGUUGGAAAAAACGCUAAGAAAGACAAUGUAUCUGGGUCCUCGAGGGAUGUAGAGGACACACAGGUGGUCAAUACACGCGUUAAAAGUUCAGGACGAAUGGCAACACGGAUUCCUGAGGAAGUUUUGAAUGAUAAAGGCAUAAAUGAAGCAGUGAAAUUGCUUCCUGAAAACUAUAACUUUGAAGUACAUAAAACCAUUUGGCAUAUUCGCAUGAGAAAAGCAAAGCGCGUGGCUUUGCAGCUUCCAGAAGGGUUAUUGAUGUUUGGCUGUAUCUUGUCUGACAUAUUCGAACAGUUUUGCCAGGUGGAAACGAUAGUUAUGGGAGACGUCACUUAUGGUGCCUGCUGUAUUGAUGAUUUUACAGCUAGAGCUCUUGGAUGUGAUUUCUUGGUUCAUUAUGGUCACUCUUGUCUUGUACCCGUAGAUCAGACACCUAUCAAGGUAUUGUAUGUGUUUGUUGACAUUAAAGUUGAUUUAGGCCACAUUAUCGCAUCUUUAAAACAGAAUCUUUCUUCAAAGUCCAGAUUGGCUCUGGUGGGUACAAUUCAAUUCGUUGGUUCUUUAAAUACAAUUAAAGAAGAGCUGGAGAAAGUAGAGGAAGAUGGUAAGGGUGGAUUCCAUUCAGUUAUUCCCCAAGCCAAGCCUUUGUCCCCCGGUGAAGCUCUCGGAUGUACUUCUCCAUAUAUUGACAGAAAUUUGGUGGAUGCUGUCGUUUACAUCGGUGAUGGUCGAUUCCAUUUGGAAUCUGUCAUGAUUGCAAACCCUGGACUGCCUGCGUAUCGUUACGACCCCUAUUCACAUGUUUUAACAAUAGAGUCGUAUGCUCAUGAAGAAAUGAAAGAAAUCCGGCACUCCGCGAUUGAGAAAGCCAGAAGUGCAAAGAAGUUUGGUUUAAUUCAGGGCACCCUUGGUAGACAAGGAUCGCCGAAAGUUUUGGAUAAUUUGAAAGAAACUUUGAAAAAGAGCAAUAAGGAAUUCGUAACUGUAUUAAUGUCUGAAAUUUUUCCAGAUCGUCUAGCCCAGUUUACAGAUGUGGAUGCUUGGGUUCAAGUCGCUUGCCCGCGAUUGUCCAUUGAUUGGGGUUAUGCUUUUCCAGCACCACUUUUGACUCCAUACGAAGCUUCUGUCGCUUUUCAAGCUGCACCGUGGCGUGAAGUCUAUCCCAUGGACUUUUAUGCAACGAAUUCACUAGGCAAUUGGACCCCCAACAACCCUGAAAACCGGCCGUUGCCGCCCAGAAGAAAAGCUGAGCGUGCUGCUGCUGCUUAG